AUGGCUUCUAUCCUUGGGUAUUGUUAUAGAUCAUGCAGUGUUUUUAAUCAAGUUAAGCACGUUAAUAAAUUCUUCACCACUUCAACAAAAAAGCACAAAGUCACGGUUAAAAAAUUGAAGGGCAAGAGCAUUGGAUCACAAAAAUGGCUGACACAACAACUCAAUGAUCCGUACGUGAAACGUGCAAAGUUGGAAAAUUGGAGAUGUCGAAGUGCCUUUAAAUUAUUAGAAAUUGACGAAAAACACAAAAUUUUGAAACCUGGAAAUAUAGUGAUAGACUGUGGAGCAGCACCUGGAUCAUGGUGUCAAGUCGCUGCAAAGAAAGUAAAUGCAACAAAAAGUGAUCCUCACCGACCUGCCGGAACAGUGAUAGGAGUGGAUCUACUCCACAUCGAACCAUUAGACGGGGUUACUUUCCUUACAAAAUCCGACUUCACAAAUAAAGAUGUGCAGAAUACCAUAUUGGAAAGUCUUAACGGGAAAAAGGUACAAGUUGUUUUAAGCGAUAUGGCACCAAGAGCUUCCGAUGCAAGACAACUCGACCACGAACGGAGCGUUGAACUCUGCGCCUCAGUUCUCAGAUUUUCUGUGACAAUUCUUAGACACGGUGGUCACUUGCUUUGUAAAUUAUGGAUGGGACCGGAGCAGGACAAAUUGCACAGAGCGCUUGACAGGAUGUUUGCUAGUGUGAAAGUGGUCAAACCUCCUGCCAGUCGAAAUAGCUCAUCUGAAAUUUAUUUCCUAGCCAAAGAUUUCACUGGUGUUCCUUCCGACAAGUCAAAGGUUGUAAGUAAACCCACACAGGAAAUAUCCGCCAACAACGAUAAAGGUUAAACAAUUGAUUGAUUGACAGGUUUUCCGUCUCCUUGACUCCUCCCGUGUCCGGGGUAACGUCAGUGUUCUGGCGACGUAGUUAAACAAUUCUCAAAAUAAAAUAUAUG
Messenger RNA from Ylistrum balloti, 941 nucleotides. RefSeq names its product rRNA methyltransferase 2, mitochondrial-like. Gene Ontology annotation, biological process: RNA methylation. Gene Ontology annotation, cellular component: mitochondrion. The coding region runs from base 1 to 834 and encodes 277 amino acids. The record is from RefSeq and is a predicted model, not a curated record. Lineage: Eukaryota; Metazoa; Mollusca; Bivalvia; Pectinida; Pectinidae. The transcript has 2 exons. Gene Ontology annotation, molecular function: rRNA (uridine-2'-O-ribose)-methyltransferase activity.